Cyprinodon tularosa is the source of this 427-nucleotide messenger RNA. Its product is annotated as protein phosphatase 1E-like. Gene Ontology annotation, molecular function: cation binding; protein serine/threonine phosphatase activity. NCBI's taxonomy places the organism in Eukaryota, Metazoa, Chordata, Actinopteri, Cyprinodontiformes, Cyprinodontidae. The annotation marks the transcript as partial. The transcript has 3 exons. Gene Ontology annotation, biological process: negative regulation of protein kinase activity; protein dephosphorylation. The record is from RefSeq and is a predicted model, not a curated record.
GAUCAAGAGGAGCAGGCUUUCUUUGCUGUGUUUGAUGGUCACGGCGGCGUGGAUGCUGCCAUUUAUGCUGCCAACCACCUGCAUGUCAAUUUAUUCCAUCAGGAAUGCUUCAGCCAGGACCCCAGUGAGGCACUGUGUAGAGCCUUCAAGCUGACUGAUGAGCGCUUUGUGAAGAAGGCCUCCCGAGAGCACCUGCGCUGUGGAACAACAGGAGUGGUGACCUUCCUGCGAGGCCGAACGUUGUAUGUGGCCUGGUUGGGAGAUUCCCAGGUCAUUCUGGUCCGUAGAGGGCAGGUGGUGGAGCUGAUGAAACCACAUAAACCAGACAGAGAGGAUGAGAAGCAGAGGAUCGAGGCUCUGGGAGGAUGUGUGAUUUGGUUUGGCACGUGGAGGGUCAAUGGGAGUCUGUCCGUAUCCAGAGCAAUAG